CAGGGACUCUGAUAGGGAUAGACAGGGACAAUGGGGCUUUUAGGGAGAGACAGCAGUGAAGGGACCAAGCAGAUAGGUGGAGACAGGCAGAUAAGGAGACAAUGAGCAGCAGAAAAAGUGAGGAAAAAGCAGGAGAUUUGAGAAAAAAAAGGACACGGGGCUUGAGAAGUGAGAGGAUGAGCGACAGAGCGUGACAGGAGGAAUGAUAAAGUGCUGCAGUGGGAAGAAAUAAAUGUUUAUGGACAAAGGGCUGGAGAAGUAACAGCUGAGGAGCAGAUUCUGCAGCAAUGACAGGGAAUGGGAUAGACAGACUGCAGCAGUGAUAGCAGAGACAGACAGAGACAGAGAUAGCGGCUGCAGCAGAGAGGGAGGGAGACUGAGGGAAAAGGGAGGGAGGGAGAGAUUGCAGAGGAGGGAGAAUAAAUACUAAAGGAGCCACAGGCAGCGAUUUAAAGAGCAAGACGCCGGCUCAUGUGCUGGACUCUGGUUUGGUUUCCCACUGAGACACUUCUGAGAGACAAUAAGAUAACAAAGAAAGAACAAAAGGGGAGGAAAGCGAGAGACUGCUCCCAUCCUAGAAGGAGACUUCCCCCAAAGCAUUGAGGUGCUGCACCCUGAGAAGAACUUGACAGCUCCCAGGAACAGAUGAACGUUGGGCAAAUGAGAAGAGACAGUGCCAGGUCCAGGAGUGAGGGAAAGACUUGCCAUCUGUAACCUUGGGAAUGGACAGAGACCGUGUCCAAUAGAGACACCCGGGAGCCACAAUAAGCUGUGUGACUGCUCAACUGGACCGUUGCAGAGGGGAGAAUUUGGUGCUGACUUACCUGGAUCUGGUCCAACCCACAAAGAGCAGGAGGGACGGCUCUCGGGGGAUUUUUAUUUUGUAAACACGAAAAGUGGUCAAAAGAACUCAGAAGUGGACAAGAAGAAUAACUACAGAGAGAUAUAUGUUAUAUCCUGGUGUGAACUAGUCUAUAGGAUUCAAUGGUGUAAUCAAGGGGCACAGUCAUACAAAGUCAUAACGAGCCUGUUCUCUUCCCAAAAAAGGACUUUAUUAUUAUUGAGCAGGAGGCUUGUCAGAAAGUGACUUCAUGGACUGACGUUAAACAGUGACUCUUUGGGUUUCUUUUUUUAAUCAUCAAGCGCAGUCAGGAUCUCGUUGGUCAUCAUGACGGAAAUCACUGAAAGUGACUCACAGAAUACAGAGCAGAGACCCCUGGGGAGCCGCAUCGGAGGAGGAGGAGGAGGUUGUGGUCUGCCCGAGAGUAAGCUUCAGCGUUUUCGCCGUUCUAUCUCCCUGAAGACGAUCCUACGCAGUAAGAGCGUGGAAAACUUCUUCCAGAGGCCCCUCAGUGAAUCCAAAAUACCCUCUGAUGUCCUUCUCAGCCCACCUGCCCCUCCACCACCCCCUUCUCCACCUCCGGUCCCCAGUGAGGUUCUCCCUCAGACUGAACAGCCCCCACCCCCUUGUCACAAGCCCCUCUCUGUCCUACAACCCGUCCAAACUCACAAUUUCCAUGAUCACGUCUUCAAGAAACAGUGCCCCUGCCAUUUGUGCCAUCAGAUCAUUGUGGGGAAUUCCAAGCAAGGCCUUCGCUGUAAGACGUGCAAGAUAGGGGUCCAUCUGUGGUGCUCGGAGGAAGUGUCUCAUCAGCAAUGUCUGGGGAAGAUGUCUACAUCUUUCCGUCGUAACUUCAGCUCUCCUCUCCUGAUCCAUGAAACGCAGCCCAGCCCAAAGAAAAUCCCACAGCCCGCCCCUGGUUCAAGAGGUAGGGUGGACCCUGUGUAUGAGACUCUACGCUUUGGAACCUCCCUUGCUCACUUGAACCGCUCUGGUUGCAGCAGUGUUUCAGAGUCGCCCACCCGCAGCCUGAGUGAGCGGGAGGAGAGGCUGGAGGAUCCAGAGGGCAGCAUUAGAAGUAGUGAAGAAAGUCCCAGUCAUCCAGUGUUUCCAGCAGAGAGUGAGGCUGCAGUAAUUGAAGAUACCCGCAGCGUGUCUAACUUAAUGGCUGCAGGCCGUGCCCGUAAGGAGAUCUCUCCAAUGUACUGCUACGUGGUCCUCUACAAGUUCCUUCCUCAAGAGAUCAAUGACCUUCCACUACAGCCUGGGGACAGAGUUCUGGUGCUGGAUGACUCCAAUGAGGAUUGGUGGAAGGGGAAAUGUGGGGACCGGACUGGAUUCUUUCCCGCAAACUUUGUGCAGAGAGUGCGUUUAGGGGAGACCGUGUGGAAGAGCACAAAACCCUUCCAGGGCAUCAAGGAACAAGGGCAGCUCAGUGUGAAAGAAGGGCAGGUCUGUGUUGGCGUUGCCAGGCCAGAGACGGAGGGUUUCAUUAAAGUAUCGAGUGGCAAGAAGAAGGGCCUGGUGCCGCAGGAAUUCUUGAUUGAGAUGUGAUUGGUCGCUGCUUCUUCUUCCUUUUUUUAAUUGGCAAUAAGAACAAUGGAGAAUCAGUAUAAAAUGAAUAAGGCACCACUUCUUGGUACAAAAGAGGGAUAACCCAGCUCCUGAGUGCCUUAUUACCCUGGCACUGAUACUAUGACAAAACCUUUAAUGCUGCAUAGAGUCUUCCUUUCCCUGUACAUAUGCAACAAAUAUUCUUUAUAUCUGUGCAUUGGGCACAACUCCAACAUCACUCAGGGCCAACUCUUCAGGGAAAGCCACUUAGUGACCUCAUGC
This is a messenger RNA of Xenopus laevis (African clawed frog), 2677 nucleotides long. It is a transcript of the gene stac2.S, whose product is annotated as SH3 and cysteine rich domain 2 S homeolog. Gene Ontology annotation, biological process: skeletal muscle contraction; positive regulation of protein localization to plasma membrane. Bases 1169 to 2395 code for a protein of 408 amino acids. Gene Ontology annotation, cellular component: sarcolemma; cytoplasm. The record is from RefSeq and is a predicted model, not a curated record. Gene Ontology annotation, molecular function: diacylglycerol binding. The transcript is spliced from 11 exons. NCBI's taxonomy places the organism in Eukaryota, Metazoa, Chordata, Amphibia, Anura, Pipidae.